CGAGCAAUUGAUAGAAAACACAUUUAAUAAAAAAAAAAAAAAUUUUCUCAAGCUAGCUCUCUCCUCUUUGCUACUACGUACUGCAUCAUCUUAUAUUUCAUCUCUUUUUUUCCAUUGUUCCGAACCACUAAAAUAAUGUCUUUCAUAGAAGAAUUCAAACAUUUCAAAAUUCCAUUCGAAGUUUUAGAAUCUGCCACCAACAAUUUUAGUGACACCAACUGUAUUGGGGAUGGUGGGUUCGGAAAAGUUUAUAAAGGAGAGAUUCUCUUAUCUGGCGUGCUGACCAUGGUUGCUGUUAAGCGUUUAGAUGAAUCAAAUGGACAAGGAAGGACUGAGUUUUGGAAAGAGAUAACGAUGCUUUUUCAAUACAAACACCAAAAUCUUGUCUCCCUCUUAGGCUUUUGUGACGAGGGCAGUGAGAAGCUUCUUGUGUACGAGUAUCUAUCGAAGAAAAGUCUAGACUUGUACCUAGAUAGCGUCGAUCUCACUUGGAUGCAACGCCUUUUAAUAUGCCACGGGGCUGCAAAGGGACUACGCUAUCUUCAUGAGCCUGUAGAGGGGAGUAAGCACAGAGUCUUACACCGUGAUAUCAAAAGUGCAAAUAUCUUGUUGGAUCACAACUGGAGAUCCAAGAUAACCGACUUUGGUUUGUCUAGAAUGGCUCCUGCUAACCAAGAAUUUACUCUUCUUUUUUCAAAUGCAACAGGCACGGGGGGAUAUUGCGAUCCAUUGUAUCAAUAUACGGGCUUGUUGACAAAGGAAUCUGACGUGUAUUCCUUUGGUGUUGUUUUGUUCGAAGUUCUUUGUGGAAGAGUUGCAUAUGCACAAGAUAACAAUGAUAUUGCGUUGGUGCCAUUGGCACAUAAAUGCUAUGAAGAAAAUAAAUUGGAUACAAUCAUUCACUCUGGUAUUAGGGAUACAAUUUCACCAAAGUCUUUAGAAAGGUUUACAGCGAUAGCUUUUCAAUGUUUGCAGAUGAAUCGUGAAGAACGACCAUUAAUGGCCAAAAUCCAGGAAGAGAUCGAAAUUGCAUAUAGAUAUCAAGAAUUCGCCAACAUAUCACUACCGGAAGUACCAAUGGAAGAGAUAGAAGUAGCAACUGGAAACUUUAAGUUGUGUAUUUCGGAAAUUAAUGAAUAUUAUCAGGUUUACGAAGGGGAACUUUCCAUCUCCGGAGGAAAACCUACAAUGGUCUUUAUCAGGAGGUUUUCUGACUCCUUCCCAGGAAGCACAAAUUUAUAUUUGUAUCAACUUAUUUACUUCUCUCAGUUCUCUGGUGAAGAGCUUACAAAUAUUCUCCCUGUUGUCGGUUAUUGUGAUCACGAGGAAAAGGGAAAAUUUGUUGUCCAUAAAUAUGCACAGCGUGGAAGUUUAGAUCAGUAUAUAAGCACGCAUACUUCUACUACUCUUACGUGGCUCCAAAGACUUCAAAUAUGUGCCGGUGCAGCUCAUGGAUUACAAGGUCUCCAUUAUCAACGCAUGAUGCUGCGUGCAAUUAGAAGCGCAAAGAUUUUCCUAGAUGACAAUUGGAUUGCUCAUGUAUGUAAUUUUGUGAUAUCUUCCCCGAGUAGUUCAACAAGCUUAGAUGACGUUGCUGCUGACCGUGUUUAUGGUGCACCAGAGGUCGUUGUUAGUACUGGUAACGCGUCAUUGAAGGGAGAUGUAUAUUCUUUUGGCGUGGUACUAUUUGAAGUUCUGUGUGGGAGGCUGUUCACCGAAGAGGUGGAUGGCGUCAUGUUAUCGCCCAAACUCAUCAAAGAGUUUUUUGAACAAAAGAAACUUGAUGAGAUUGUUGAUCCUGCUCUUUUAACAAAAGACAACGUCAGCUCAGAUUCCCUAGACACGUAUUCAGCAAUUGCGUAUCGAUGCUUGCAUGAUGAUCCAAAACAACGACCUUCCAUGGAUGUUGUUGUACAAGAGCUUGAAGAGUUAUUGAGGAUCGAGAGAAACAAGACAUAAAAAGAACUAGACGGCUGGGAAGAAGUUGCAGCCGAGAAGAGAUAAAGAUACAUUGAAUGAUCACAAGAUGAAUUUGGUCACAGAACCACAAAGACGGUGUUGAGUUAAACUAUGGAUGUUCCGUCAUUUUAUGGUGUAAAAAUUUGUAAUCCCGACGAAUGCUUACCUCAAAAAUAUGUGGAGUGAGAUGCCUAAUUAAAUAUACAAAAAUUUGUACAGUAUGUUUUAAGCA
Erigeron canadensis is the source of this 2191-nucleotide messenger RNA. Its product is annotated as receptor-like protein kinase FERONIA. The coding region runs from base 136 to 1959 and encodes 607 amino acids. Gene Ontology annotation, molecular function: transmembrane receptor protein tyrosine kinase activity; ATP binding. Gene Ontology annotation, cellular component: plasmodesma; plasma membrane. The transcript has 3 exons. NCBI's taxonomy places the organism in Eukaryota, Viridiplantae, Streptophyta, Magnoliopsida, Asterales, Asteraceae. The record is from RefSeq and is a predicted model, not a curated record. Gene Ontology annotation, biological process: protein autophosphorylation.